Molecule: messenger RNA, 996 nt
Organism: Penicillium olsonii
Lineage: Eukaryota; Fungi; Ascomycota; Eurotiomycetes; Eurotiales; Aspergillaceae
Source: the annotation of a GenBank genome assembly
AUGGUCUAUCGUUCAGGGCAAUUGGUCCGGUCAGCCGCCCGGACCGGCGUCGUCUUCGUCCCUCGCCGAACCCUCACCUCAACCCCCAUCCGUUGCGCCGCAAACAAUGCCGAAAAGAAGACCGGCCUGCUCGCCUCUUUUAAGAACAUGUUCAUUGGUGACAAAUCCAAGGUCACACACCGACCUUCCGCCCCUCCAAAGGAGGAGGGUGGUCUUGGAGGCAACUCCAUCUUCGGAUCCGACUUGACUGCACCAUCAUCCGGUCCCGCGCCAUCACGAGCCAAGCAGGGUAAGCAGGGUGAUGCCGAAGAGUCACCCAGAUUGGAAAAGCGUGAUGCCACUCGUCUUCGAGCCGCACUCAACCCGAACCCGAAUGCACAGUUGCGAUGGGAGAGAAAGAUGGCGAUUCGCGACAUCCGGAAACGAGGCCGCCUGCCAAUGAAGGUUCAGAUCAAGCGCUCCGAGCGUGAAUCUCUUUCCAAGUCCCAAUGGAUCAAGACCUCAUUGAAGAAGCUCGGUCCCUUGGCCCGUCAAAUCGCCGGAAAGAACAUCGACGAAGCCAUCCUCCAGAUGCGCUUCAGCAACAAGAAGGCCGCCAGAGACGUCCUGGAGCACCUGGAGCACGCAAAGAACGUCGCCGUUGUCCGUUCCGGAAUGGGCCUUCCCGUCCCCGCCGCCGAGAAAACCCAGCCCAUUACCGUCACACUCAAGACCGGCGAGCGUAAGAAGAUCGCCGACCCGUCCGCCAUCUACAUUCAGGAGGCCUGGGUCAACCGUGGCCCUUACGGAUACGAGAUGGACCACCGUGCCCGUGGUCAAAUCAACCGCAUGCGUCCUCCCACCACCAGCAUCUCGGUUCUGUUGAAGGAAGAGAAGACCCGCAUCCGCGAGUGGGAGCAGCGCGAGGCCAAGGCCCAGCGCGAGCGCAGAUCACAGCUCUGGACUCAACUUCCGGAUCGCAAGAUUCCUACGCAGAACCAGUACUACAGCUGGUGA